Messenger RNA from Cloeon dipterum, 1378 nucleotides. Its product is annotated as carboxypeptidase B-like. Gene Ontology annotation, molecular function: metallocarboxypeptidase activity; zinc ion binding. Lineage: Eukaryota; Metazoa; Arthropoda; Insecta; Ephemeroptera; Baetidae. The record is from RefSeq and is a predicted model, not a curated record. Gene Ontology annotation, biological process: proteolysis. The coding region runs from base 25 to 1323 and encodes 432 amino acids. The transcript is spliced from 7 exons.
UGCUUUCCAUCGCAUGGACCAGAGAUGUCCUAUUUUCUAGUAAUUUUACUUGCCAUUGCAAGUACAGCUGCUCAAAGCAGCGACCAGACUCAAUACCAAGGAGCCCAAGUGCUAAAACUCAAGCUCAAGACAGAUGCUCAAAAAACACUCAUCAGAAAAUUGCAGAGUGAAGGAAAGAUUGAAAUUUGGAAACGGUUAUCCCACGGAAAUGUCGUAGAUGCUUUGGUAAGCUCUUCGGCACUAUCUGCAGUGAAAGAUCAGCUGGCGAAAGAAAAUGUCGAAGUGCAAGUCAUGAUUGCCGACGUUGCGAAAACGAUAAAAACGCACAACCCACCAGCUGAGGUAAAAGAGGAGGCUGCGAAACGGAAGCAAACUCCGCAAAGGAAAACUGCAUCUGCUAAGAUCGCCGAGACAUACAACUUACCCUUCACAAAGUACAACAGACUCAGCGUCAUUUACGGAUAUUUAGAUUUUCUCGCAAGAAAAUAUCCGACUGUCUGCUCCGUUCAGAGUAUUGGAGUCACCGGCUUAGGAAACGCUAUUAAAAUGCUGAAAAUUACCGGAAGUGUUAAGCCAGCCAAGCUUAGUUUCGUGAUCGAAGGAGGUAUUCAUGCUCGGGAGUGGAUUUCUCCUGCCUCGGUGACGUACGUCAUCAAAGAGUUGGUGGAAAAUCGCGCCGCACACGCAUUCGCACCAAAACUCGACUAUUACAUAAUACCAGUGAUUAAUCCCGACGGCUACGAGUUCGCGCACACGAAAAGUCGGCUGUGGCGAAAGAAUCGACGCGACGCGAUGAGCAAGUGUCCAGGCGUCGACUUGAACCGCAACUUUGGAUACAUGUGGGGAGGCUUGGGAGCCAGCGACCUUCUUUGCGACGAGACCUACAGGGGAAAAUCUGCUUUUUCCGAACCUGAAUCACAGGCCAUGAGGAACGUCGUGACCAAAAUAGGAACUAGCGCUAAGGCGUAUAUAACAUUCCACAGCUAUGGGCAAAACAUCCUCUACCCCUGGGGCUACGAUGCAAUUCUGACAAACGACUCUGCCGAUCUGCACAAAAUGGGCAAAAAAAUGGCAGCCGGCAUCACUAGCGCGGGAGGACCAGCUUACACUGUCGGAAACUCCGCCGCUGAUAUGUACGCGGCCGCAGGCGUUUCUGACGAUUUCGCGAAGGGAGGCGCAAACAUCAAGUACGCAUACACGAUCGAGCUUCGAGACCAGGGCCGAAGUGGAUUUUUGCUGCCUGCAAGUCAGAUUGUGCCAACGGGAAAAGAUGCGUUUGCCGCUGUCAAAGCUAUGUCUCUCGAGCUCAUUGCUGGCGCUUAAAUUUAAUCAUUGCAAACCAAACAGAUUAAAAAAGGCAGGAAGGGGAGUAGUAUCU